Messenger RNA from Zea mays, 2122 nucleotides. RefSeq names its product putative receptor-like protein kinase At4g00960. Gene Ontology annotation, biological process: protein phosphorylation. Lineage: Eukaryota; Viridiplantae; Streptophyta; Magnoliopsida; Poales; Poaceae. The record is from RefSeq and is a predicted model, not a curated record. The transcript has 4 exons. Bases 768 to 2075 code for a protein of 435 amino acids. Gene Ontology annotation, molecular function: ATP binding; protein kinase activity.
ACAUAUGUCUUAAUAUAUUCAAAUAAAUUAAAUUAACCAAUUAACUGGGUCUUUAGUCCGCUAUCUCGAGCAUAGUGAUCUAAAUACCUUGUCUAUAGUCGAGCACGCGAGCCAUAUAACAUCGGUAUCAUUAACUAUAGCGCAGACCUCUAAACUUAAAAACCGAAUUAAAAUUCGACCAUGCCGUUUGCUUCCUACCGGUUUCCCACGAAUCCGUGCGACAUGACCCUACCCGGCCUGCACGGCUGCGCGUGAGCGCGUCUCGUCGUCCUUGCCGCUUGCCGCUUGCCGCCGCGUGCUCCGCUGCGCCGACGGACGCCGAGGGCGGCCUGGUUACAGGCGGGCACUCUCUCUUCCUCUGUUCUGUGGAAUCGGCGGGCGGAAACCCCGGCGUUCGUCAAUGCGCAGUCGCCUGCACUUUUUGCCGCGACAGUGACGGUUCUUGAACAAUAGCAGCAGCACCAGCUGUCGCUUGACCCGCUGCGCUCUUGGUCUUGUGGAGUUCCCGACCCCGACGAAAAUUCCACACCCACCGCCUCGGCGCCUCCCCCUCCCGCCGCUGGAGCCUCAAGCCUGCCUGCCCGUCCGCCGAGCUAGGCAGCUACCGCACGCUGGCACGCGCUUCCGUCCCCAAAUCACACUUUCCACCCCCACGUCCGGUCGCCGCAAGCCCCAAGCGGCCGCCUCUGAUCGAUCGAUAUACCCUCCCCCCGAGUCCCCACUCACCGGCCGCCGGCAGCGAGGCGCUGGCCGACGAGGCCAGCAGCAUGAAGCCGCGGGCGCUCCUGGAGCGCCUGGCCCGCCACUUCCCGUCCUCCCGCCGGUCCUCGUCCGACCAGUCCCGGCGCGACAGGGAGGAGGAGGCGGACCUGGAGGCGAUCGCGGCGCGGGAGCAGCGCGGGUUCAAGUACGAGACCCUGGCGGCGGCGACGCGGGGCUUCUCGGAGAAGAACCGGCUCGGGCAGGGCGGGUUCGGCCCCGUGUACCGGGGCCGCCUCGAGGACGGGCGCGACGUGGCCGUCAAGCGCCUGGGCGCCGGGUCGCGGCAGGGCACGCGGGAGUUCCGGAACGAGGCCACGCUGCUGUCCCGGGUGCAGCACCGCAACGUGGUCAACCUCAUCGGCUACUGCGCGCGCGGGGCGGAGGACAAGCUGCUGGUGUACGAGUACGUCCCCAACGAGAGCCUCGACAAGAUCCUCUUCCCCCCCUCCUCCGCCUCGGCCUCCCACUCCCACUCCAGCAGCAACAGCGACCGAUCACGACGAGCGGAGCUGACCUGGCCGCGGCGGCACGAGGUUGUGGUCGGCGUGGCGCGUGGCCUGCUCUACCUCCACGAGGACGCGCACACGCCUAUCAUCCACCGCGACAUCAAGGCCAGCAACAUCCUCCUGGACGACCGGUGGGUGCCCAAGAUCGCGGACUUCGGCAUGGCCCGCCUCUUCCCCGAGGCCGGCGAUGGUCACUCUCGCGUCCAUACCCGUGUCGCCGGCACUAACGGGUACAUGGCGCCCGAGUACCUCAUGCACGGCGACCUCUCCACCAAGGCCGACGUCUUCAGCUUCGGCGUGGUUGUUCUCGAGAUUGUCUCGGGCCGCAAGAACUCCGCCUUUGUCCCGCCCCUCGACGCCGAGGCCGACAGCCUCCUGGAAUACGCCUGGAGACUGUACAAGAAAGGUCGGAGCCUGGAGUUGCUUGACCCCGCGGUCAAGUCGUCGGCGGUGCCGGAGCAGGUCGAGCUGUGCGUGCGCAUCGGGCUGCUGUGCGUGCAGGCCGACCCGCGGCUGCGGCCGGACAUGAAGCGCGUGGUGAUCAUCCUGUCCAAGAAGCAGAGCACACUCGAGGAGCCGACGCGCCCGGGCGUGCCCGGGUCGCGGUACCGGCGGAGGCCCCACGGCCUGCGGGGCUCUCACUACUCUGUCGGGUCAUCGUCCGGCACCAGCUCGCCGUCUACGUCCGCUACAUCGCACGCGUCAGCAUCAGCGUCAGCGUCAGCCUCCCACGCCAUGACGACGUCGAGCACGCACACCAUGAGGAGCCGGGGCUUGCCCUCGCACCGAGAAGAAGAGCAGGAGUAGCAGGAACAGGGCGAGCCCAACUGUACACUGAGAUAAAAGUUCUAGCU